CAGAACCAAAAAAAAAAUCAUUGUCGUGUUUAUUGUGUAAAAACUAAAAAUUUUAAGUAAAAGUAAAGUUUUUUUGUUAUUUGUAGUAGGCAAUUCUUCGAUGACCUACAACUAGGAUAAUAUGUUUAUUUAUAAGAUUAAAGAUUUUUGUGCUUAGCCCGAGAGUUUGUACUUUCUAUUAGUAAUUUCAGGGCAGUUAGAGUAAAAGUGUUCUGUGUUUCAGGGUUAGAUUUUAAAAAUUAAAACCUGUACGAACUUUAGGAAUACUUAAAACAUCAAUUAUUAUCAUCGCUAUGUUAUUUGAAAUUACAAAACGACGUAUUAAUUUUUCUAAACAUGAAGAAACCGCUCUGACUCAAUAUAAUUCAUUAAUCGCUUUAUGUGUCGAUAAGCAACUUCUUAUUAUUGAUUUUUCCUACAACUUGCAAUGCUUAGAAAAAUAUUUGGAUUUUGUUGAGAGGACGAUACCAUGCUCUGUAAACAAUGCUUCCUCAAAGUAUGUGAAUAACUAUGUAACAAAUGGAGUACCAAAUGAGGAAUUGGUUAAUAUAACCACGGAUCAGUACAUGUGGCCCUACAGUAGUCAUUUGUUAAAAGAAACAAUUAAUAUAGCAUCAUUUCAGUUUUCCCCAUAUAGUUUCGUAAGCAACAACAGUGUAUUAGCAGUUUUAAAUAAUGUAGGACAUGUAGAAAUUUACACAUUAAUAAACAAGGAAUGGUGUAGUCUGAUAAACUUAUCAUCUCAUAUUAAAACAUAUUUCAAUAUUAUGCACGGUUAUAAUAAAAAACCAGAGAGUAUGGAGGAGUUGAAAGAUGUGGUGUAUAGAAUAAGUACAAGUUCAAUGUGUUGGUCCCCUUAUCGAAAUACUGAUGGCUCAUGUUAUUUUGUCACUGCUCAAAACAGUGGUCUCCUUGUUAUGUGGCACCUCAAAUAUGAUGAAACAAUAAGUAAUUUUAGUGUAAUUGACAUACUUAAUGUGGAUAUAAUGCAAAUCAAUUGUGUCAAUUGGAUACCCAGCAAUGAGUUAUUUUUAUUAGUAUAUGCUAGUUUAUCUGGCGAAUUGUAUGGUAAGUUGUGCAAAAUAAAUAAUAAAACACUUAUUUGUACAGCACAUAUAAAUCUGUGGACACAUAAAGAUAGAAUGUCAAUAAAUUCAAUAGUUUAUACAAAUAUUGGAAACAAACUUGUAAUAGUUUUUAGCAAACAUAGACAUGUAGUUGCUCAACUCUAUGAUACCCAAUUUAAAUUACUAUCUCAAAAUAUUGCAAUAAUUAAUGAUAACCAUAUAUCAUGCAUAACAAAAGCUAAGAAUGGUAUAUAUGUUGCAACUAUUAAUGUUAAAAUUUACAAAGCUAAUUUCAUUAUUACUGAUGAUCAGAUAAGUGUAACAUAUGAGCAAAUACCAACAAAGGACCCUUAUACAAAUUACAAUCUCCAUGGCCUUACAUUUUCAAACAACAAUGUCAUUUGUUGUAUGGCUUUAAUUGAUAGAAAAGUAUUAUACAGAAAAGUACAAAUGAAACUUGAGCUAUCAUUCUUUUGUUUUGAAGAGGAUUAUAAUUCAAAUGAGCUUAAUAAAUUGUUAAUGAAUAAUUCAUCAAAGAAGUUGACACAUAUGUGGGAUUGUAUCGAGAUACUUAGAUAUAAAACACUUAAGAGAAAAAGACUUCCAUCCAUAGACUUUCAUAUGCUGUACAAUGAAGCUGAGACAGAUAUAUACAAAUUAAAAAUUUAUUUGAUACUACUUACAGUGUAUGAUAGUCUCGAAAGCAUAUUGAAUAACAAUUCUAAAGGUUUACUUCCUGAAACAUCACAAGAAGUUGUCAAGGAGAAAAUAUUGUAUCAGCAUGCAUCGAAUUAUGUGAAUGAAAUUCAUGAAAAGUAUAAGAAAUAUAAUUCAAUUACCUCUUUUGAAUCUGAAUGUCUUAGCCGUUGUGUUAAAUAUAUGGAGUUUUAUAACCAAAAGUAUAAGAAGGAUAAAAGUGAUGUUAUAGAUGGUGAUAUUAUAAAACUUUGUUCAGAGUAUAACUAUAUUUGCCAAUUCUGUGACUGUGCAAUAAGUGAGUUUGUCGGAGAAUGUGGACACUUGAAUAUGUUUUGUUCUUUAACAUUCAGACUAAUUGUAGACAUGGAUCACCUAGUGUGUAAAUGUUGUAAAGCUGCUGCCAUGGCUGACUUAUUUCAAAACAAACCAUUAUGUGUUUUUUGUGACUUAUACUUAGAAAAUAACUAAGUCAAAAAUGCAAGGUGUUGCAAGGGAACAAGGAAUGAGGUGAUAACCUUCUUACCAUUGGAUAACCCAUAUGCUGUUCCUAUCUAAUAAAAUGAUUUGUUUGCGUU
This is a messenger RNA of Leptidea sinapis, 2341 nucleotides long. RefSeq lists its product as uncharacterized. The coding region runs from base 294 to 2234 and encodes 646 amino acids. Lineage: Eukaryota; Metazoa; Arthropoda; Insecta; Lepidoptera; Pieridae. The transcript has a single exon. The record is from RefSeq and is a predicted model, not a curated record. Gene Ontology annotation, molecular function: protein binding.